Molecule: messenger RNA, 1418 nt
Organism: Melopsittacus undulatus (budgerigar)
Lineage: Eukaryota; Metazoa; Chordata; Aves; Psittaciformes; Psittaculidae
Gene: PTAR1
Product: protein prenyltransferase alpha subunit repeat containing 1
Exons: 7
Coding region: 14-1318 (434 amino acids)
Biological process (GO): protein prenylation
Cellular component (GO): cytoplasm
Molecular function (GO): protein prenyltransferase activity
Source: RefSeq, a predicted model, not a curated record
GCGGCUGUGGAAGAUGGCCGAGUCGCCGGAGGAGGUGGCUGUGCUGGUGCAGCGGGUGGUGAAGGACAUUCGCAACGCCUUCCAGCGGAACCCCCACAUAGACGAAAUUGGAUUGAUACCCUGUCCUGAAGCCAGGUAUAACCGGAGCCCUAUUGUCCUGGUAGAAAACAAGCUUGGUGUGGAGAGCUGGUGUGUCAAGUUUCUUUUGCCAUAUGUCCACAAUAAACUUCUCCUCUACAGACAAAGAAAACAAUGGCUGAACAAAGAUGAGCUGAUAGAUGUCACGUGUACCCUGUUGCUGUUGAACCCUGACUUCACCACUGCUUGGAAUGUGAGGAAAGAAUUAAUACUGUCUGGCACUUUAAAUCCACUUAAAGAUUUGCAUCUUGGAAAACUGGCGUUAACCAAGUUUCCAAAGAGUCCAGAAACAUGGAUUCAUAGACGAUGGGUGCUGCAACAACUCAUUCAGGAGAACUCCUUGCCCAAUCUUGUGACUAAAGGAAACUUGGGAGCAGCACCUGUGGAGAGAAUUCACCGACUAGUGCAGGAGGAAAUGAAUGUCUGCUCUGAAGCUGCUGGGAGAUACCCAAGCAACUACAAUGCCUGGUCCCAUCGCAUCUGGGUUUUACAGCAUUUGGGAAAGCUGACUGUCAAGAUUCUCCUUGAAGAACUUUCAUCCACUAAGUAUUGGGUAUCCAUGCAUGUUUCAGACCAUAGUGGAUUUCAUUACCGCCAGUUCUUACUCAAUUCCUUGAUAGGCAGAACUGUGACUGACAAUAAUUUACUGUUACAAAAUCCAAUGGUAAAUGUGCAAAACCCUAGCCUUCUAAAAGAGGAGAGUGCAGGGGCAGCAGCUGCCUGUGCAGAGGAGCAGAGCGUGGAUCUCCCCAGCCAUUUAGAGGAAGAGUUGGAGCUCUGCACUGAACUGAUUGAUACUUACCCAGGGCAUGAAACCUUGUGGUGUCAUAGAAGGUGUGUGUUCUACCUUCAACACCACCUAAGGAGCAGAAUUCCUCUUCUGAGUGCAGUGGUAUCAUCUGUGGGCAGCAAUGACGAAACAUUGAAUAAUUCCCACUACAGUCCUGCAACAAGUCACAUGGCACAAGCUAUGGAUGUUGAUGGUUUGAAUGAAUCCAGCAGCAAACAAGUUUAUACCCAAGAAACGAAACGCCUGAAACGUGCUCCUGUGCAGGACUCUUUUGGUUCAGAAAUGGAAUACCGGUUCAUUAAUGAAGUAUUAUCAACUUGCAGGGAUGUGGAUCAAGCCAGGUUUGCUACAGCUUAUAGGAAAUGGUUAGUUACUUUUUUAGGUCAGUGAAGAGAGAGUUUAAAGCAUACAGGGUUCUUCUUUUAGUGCAAUAUUCUCUUUUCAGACACAAAUGCAUGUCUUGAUUGCAAGUGUUAGCUAACCAUGUGUU